Messenger RNA from Condylostylus longicornis, 3490 nucleotides. RefSeq lists its product as uncharacterized. Gene Ontology annotation, molecular function: monooxygenase activity; iron ion binding; oxidoreductase activity, acting on paired donors, with incorporation or reduction of molecular oxygen. The record is from RefSeq and is a predicted model, not a curated record. NCBI's taxonomy places the organism in Eukaryota, Metazoa, Arthropoda, Insecta, Diptera, Dolichopodidae. The coding region runs from base 29 to 3118 and encodes 1029 amino acids. The transcript is spliced from 8 exons.
ACAUAUAUAAAAGCAAAUCUAAUAAAACAUGAUAAUUGAAUUAAGUAUCGGAAUUAUAAUUAUUGCCAUUUUAAUUUAUAAAUGGUUAACAUCGAAUUUCAAUUAUUUUGAAAAAUUAGGAAUCCCAUAUAUAAAACCAAUCAUUAUUAUGGGAAGUUUCUCUGGUUUUCUAUUUAAAAGAGAAUCUUUACGUGAAGAAUUUUUAAGAAAAUAUAAUGAUUUUAAACAUUUGAAAGUUUUUGGUGUUUUUGACGGACAUCGUCCGGUUUUAGUAAUCAACGAUUUAGAUUUAUUAAAAAAAAUUACAAUUAAAGAUUUUGAAUAUUUUAAAAAUCAUAAAAGUUUUGUUGAUCCUGAAGAUGAUCCAAUAUCAGGAAAUUCAUUAUUUGCACUUAAAAAUGAUAAAUGGCAUGAUAUGAGAAUAACCUUAAGUCCAGCAUUUACUGGUAGUAAAAUGCGUUUAAUGUUUCAACUCAUUUUAGAUGUUUGCAAUAAAGCUGUUGAAUAUUUAGAAAUAAAUGCUAAAGAAAAUUUAAAAUCAGACGGAGGCUUUGAAUUUGAAAUGAAAAAAUUCUUCACUUUAUGUACUAAUGAUGCAAUUGCAUCAACAGCUUUCGGUUUAGAAGUAAAUUCAUUAAAAGAUAAAAAUAAUGAAUUUUAUAAAAUGGGACAAAAAUUUGUUACGUUCUCUACUUUAGAUAUUAUUAAAUUUGUUGUUUAUGAUACAUUUAAAACAGCAUGUAAGUUAUUUGGAUUUAAACCAGUUGAUCAAGCAUUUAAUAAUUAUUUUUAUCGUUUGGUUGUUGAUGCAAUGAAAUAUCGUAAAGAAAAUAAUAUUAUUAGGCAAGAUAUGAUUAAUAUGUUAAUGGAAGCUCAAUCAAAUCCAGAAAAAUCACAUAAUCGUGAAUGGACUAAUGAAGAAUUAGUAGCACAAUGUUCAAUAUUUCUUUUCGCCGGAUUAGAAUCAGUUUCAACUACAUUAUGUUUUGCAACACAAGAAUUAAUUGAACAUCCUGAUGUUCAAGAAAGAUUAAGAGAAGAAAUUGAUUCUGUUAAUGAAAAAUUAAAUGGUGGUCCAUUAACUUAUGAAAUAUUAAAAGAAAUGAAAUAUAUGGAAAUGGUUGUUUCAGAGGUAUUAAGAAAAUGGCCACCAUUUAUACAAUCUGAUCGUGUAUGCACAAAACCUUAUGAAAUAGAUGAAGAUGAUUUAAAAUUAAAAUUAAAUGUUGAUGAUGUAAUAUGGAUACCAAUAGCUGGUAUACAAAUGAAUGAAAAUAAUUUUGAAAAUCCAACAAAAUUUGAUCCAGAAAGAUUUAAUGAUGAAAAUAAAUCAAAUUUAAAACAAAUGUCUUUUUCUGCUUUUGGUUAUGGACCAAGAAUAUGUAUUGGAUCAAGAUUAGCUCUUUUAGAAUGCAAAGCACUUCUAUUUUAUAUUUUGAAAAAUUUCAAGCUUGAACCAUGUAAGAAAACAAAAAUUCCAGUUGAAUUGGAUCCUAUAAAUUUUCCGGUCACAGUUAAAGGUGGAUUUUGGUUGAAAAUGAUACCAAGAAAUUUCGUAUCAAAAUUGUUACGCUGUUUGUAUUGCGAAUUAUAUCGGAAUAAAAUGAUUUUCGAAAUAAUUGUUGGUGUUUUAAUUAUUGUUUUCUUAAUUUAUAAAUGGUUAACAUUAAAUUAUGAAUAUUUUGAAAAAUUAGGAAUUCCAUAUGUAAAACCAAAAAUAUUUAUGGGAAGUUUUUAUGGAUUUGUAUUUAAAAAAGAAUCUUUUCGUGAUGAAUUCCUUAGAACGUAUAACGAUUUCAAAAAUUAUAAAGUCUAUGGCGCAUUUGAAGGCAGAAAUCCCAUUUAUAUUAUUAAUGAUUUAAAUUUGUUAAAAAAAAUCACUAUUAAAGAUUUCGAACAUUUUAAGAAUCGUCGAGAUCUUGUUGAUCCAGAAGAUGAUCCACUAUUUGGUAGUGCAAUAUCAGCUAUGAAAGAUGAUAAAUGGCAUGAUAUGAGAGUAACAUUAAGUCCAGCAUUUACAGGAAAUAAAAUGCGUUUAAUGUUCCAACUUAUAUUAGAUAUAUCUGAAAGAGCUGUAAAUUAUUUGAAAAUGCAAGUUAAUACAAAAGAUGGUAUUGAAUUUGAAAUGAAAAAUUUUUUUACUUUAUAUACAACUGAUGCGAUUGCAUCUACAGCUUUUGGUUUAGAAGUGAAUUCAUUAAAAGAAAAAGAUAAUGAAUUUUAUAAAAUGGGACAAAGAUUUAUAAAUUUUUCAACUGUGGAUAUUAUUAAAUUCAUGAUAUAUUCAACUUUUAAAAGAAUAUGCAAGAUUAUUCGAUUUAAACCAAUGAAUCAGACUUUUUAUGAAUAUUUUUCUCGUCUUGUUCUUGAUUCAAUGAAAUAUCGUAAAGAAAAUAAUAUUGUACGUCAGGAUAUGAUUAAUAUGUUAAUGGAAGCUCAAUCAAAUCCAGAAAAAUCACAUAAUCGCAAAUGGACAGACGAAGAAUUAGUUGCACAAUGUUCAAUAUUUCUUUUUGCCGGAUUAGAAUCAGUUUCAACUACAUUAUGUUUUUCAAUACAAGAAUUAGUUGAAAAUCAAGAUGUUCAAGAGAAAUUACGUAAAGAAAUCGAUGCAGUUAAUGAAGAAUUAAAUGGUGAACCAAUAACAUAUGAAAAAUUAAAAAGUAUGAAAUAUAUGGAUAUGUUUUUAUCAGAAGUAUUAAGAAAAUGGCCACCAUUUAUACAAUCUGAUCGUGUAUGUACAAAACCAUAUGAAAUAGAUGAAGAUGAUUUAAAGUUACAAAUAAAUGUUGGUGAUGUGAUAUGGAUACCAAUUGUUGGUAUACAAAUGAAUGAAAAUAAUUUUGAAAAUCCAUUAAAAUUUGAUCCAGAAAGAUUUAAUGAUGAGAAUAAAUCAUAUAUGGAUCCAAUGUCUUUUGUAUCGUUUGGACAUGGUCCUAGAAUAUGUAUUGGAUCUCGUCUCGCUCUAAUUGAAUGUAAAGCGCUUUUAUUUAACAUCUUAUCAAAUUUUAAACUUAAUGUAUGCCAAAAAACAAAAAUUCCAGUUGAAUUGGAACCGAUUAAUUUUCCGGUUACUGUUAAAGGAGGAUUUUGGGUUCAAAUUGUGCCCCGCAAAUAAAUUCUAUACACAUUUGUAAGACAACUAUCAACCGUUUACUGUAGCUAAUCACUUAAAAAAUUUCAUUUUUUGUACAUUAUUCAACUUUUUCCCCCAAAAUCUUAUUUUUUUUAUUGUAUCGGUUUUAUCAGAAUGAUUUCAUCUUUUGGCAUUUCAAAAACGACUACGAGUAUAAUAAAUAAGGACUUGAAGUAUUUAAAAUUUCAAUAAGAUGAAAUAUUUUUAAGGAGUAAUUUUGUGCGUUUUACUUUUAUUUCGUUAAAGCUAUUAUACAAUUUGAUUGUCAUUGUUGUUAUCUUGAAGUAAUAAAUAUACUUAUGUAUGUAUGUACCUAUAUUGUAUAGAAAAUAACAUUUUUGUAAUUAUAAUAAA